GAGGGCAUGCUUUAUUGUGAUCAGCAUACAGGCAGCAACCAGCUCGCAAACAAAAUGGUGCUUUUAGCUGCCAUUUCUUUCAGGAACUCAAAUAAAAUGGAGCUAGAAGGAGACCUCCCACAAUGACCUCCGGCAUGUCAAUGAGAAGCUUCUCUAUGAGUCGCCAGCCCUCCUUUUCCAGUCGCUCCCUGAUGGACACCGGCCGCUCUCGCUCCCGCGCUUCGGUGUCUUUCACUGCAAGCAGCUCUCUGAAUCGUUCGGCCUCCAUCAACCAGGAUCUCAACGGGCCAACAAGCCUGCAAAUUAAUGGCCUUCACGACAACAACGUCAACGAUAAGGAAGCCAUGAAGAGCCUGAACAACCGUCUGGCCAGCUACCUGGACAAGGUGCAUUCCCUGGAGCGCGCCAACGCAGACCUGGAGGACAAGAUCAAGCUGAUUAUGGUCCACCGCAUUCCCAAAGGUCAUGACCAUGAUUCCAUGAUGGUCCAAGCUCAUGCCGUUGAGGAAGAGUUGAGGAACAGGACCUUGGAAAAUGCUCGUCUCAUGUUAGAGAUCGACAACGCUAAACUGGCUGCUGAUGACUUCAGAGUCAAGUGGGAGACAGAACUGGUGAUGUCUCAGUCUGUGGAGCGAGACUGUCUUGCUCUGAAGAAGGCCAAGACCGACCACGAGCUGAUCAUAGCCUCCCUGAAAGUAGAUCUGGACACCCUGACAGAAGAACUGUUCUUCCUUAAGAAAAACUACGACGAGGAACUGGAGCAGAUGAGGUCUCGCAUUGCCAAAGAUGAGGUGACUGUGGAGGUGGACUCGGCCAAAGGGCCAGAGCUGGGCACCAUCCUGUCCGACCUGCGUUCCCAGUAUGAGGGGAUUGUCAAGCAGAACAGGGAACAAACAGAGCAGUGGUACUGCAAGAAGCUGGAGACGGUGCAGACUACCGUGAAGGAGAACACCGAUGCUCUGAGAAGUGUUCAGAAUGAGCUGGUCGAGAGGCAGCGCUCCCUGCAGAACCUGGAAAUGGAGCUGGAGGGUCUGCAGAAACAGGUAGGGGCACUGGACAGUAACUUGACUGAGACGGGCCAUAAAUACGCCUCUGAGAUGGAGCUGCUGCAGCUCACCCUGAACCAGCUGGAGGACGAUCUCUCGGAGCUCAGGCUGGACAUGCAGCGCACCAAGAACGACUACGAGCAGCUCCUCCGCAUCAAGCAGAACCUGGAGAUGGAGAUCGCCACUUACAGGAGCCUGUUGGAGGGAGAGGAGGAAGUCAAGGAAGUUCCUCCUCCACCAAAAAAGCCGGACAUUCGCACCAGGAAGAUUGUGAAGGUGAUAACUCAGACGGUGAUCGACGGCAAGGUGGUGGAAGAAUCCCACGAGGAGGAGCAUAUCGAGGAGAAGAUGAAAUAAAAAGAGGUGGCAGAAAAUGACACAGAGCUGGACAUCAUUUAUCCUUGCAAAUAUUGUUUUGAUUCGAGGACUUUUGGGGGGAAUUGGUUGACUAUGAUUGGUUUGUGUUUUCAGAGAAGUGCUUCCCCACAGAUGACUCAUCAGUGAUGCUUUGAUCAAAUGUUUGUUUCUGGAGUAAAUAAAACAGACAGUGUAUAUGUCCAGCACUGCUGUAGCUUUGCAUGCUUAUAUCCAUUUAUAAUAGGGUUUCUUCAUACUGUCUUACUAAUAAAAUGCUGUUAAACAAGAUAUUUAUUACUUAGUGGGGUAAAGUUCAUUUUAUUGAAUCUGUUGCACACUUUUUCACGUUUUACAAGACUAUUGUUCAAUUGUUUUUCCUGUUUUUGUGUUGCGUGCUCUGGCUAAAUAAAGCUUCUAUAAUCAA
Pseudoliparis swirei is the source of this 1827-nucleotide messenger RNA. RefSeq lists its product as uncharacterized. Lineage: Eukaryota; Metazoa; Chordata; Actinopteri; Perciformes; Liparidae. The record is from RefSeq and is a predicted model, not a curated record. Gene Ontology annotation, molecular function: structural molecule activity. The coding region runs from base 123 to 1403 and encodes 426 amino acids. The transcript has 10 exons.